AUGGCGACCUUGGAAACUCCGCACAACGUCAUCCAACCCGGAGUAGCACCAACUCUUCAUCGCGAGUAUGACGAACUCUCUUCUUCGUUUCCUCCUCCGUUUGGACCCAAUGAUAUUGGCUUUCCUGGUCGAGUUGAAGGCGAGAUGCCCGACUUAGUUGUACACGGCACCGUGCCAAAACAACUUGACGGCACCUUUUAUCGCAUCAUGAUUGACCCUUUCUAUCCCCUCGCUCCGGGCAAUCCUCCUAUAGAAGGUGACGGCAACGUCUCGGCCUUUCGAUUCAAGGAUGGCAAGGUAGAUAUGAAGGUCCGAUACAUCGAAACCGAACGGCUCAAGCUCGAGCGACAGGCGAACAAGAGACUAUUUGGCCUGUAUCGCAAUCCGUUUUCUCAUCAUCCUUGCGUGAGAGCUGCAGUCGACUCGACCGCAAACACAAAUUUGGUCUACUGGGGAGGUCACCUCCUAGGGCUGAAGGAAAAUGGACUUCCGUAUGCCCUGGACCCAGAUACGCUGGAGACAAAAACUUACGAUCCUUUCAAAUCUCCGGGCAAGACUUUCACUGCACACCCAAAGAUCGAUCCGUUUUCGAAUGAGUUAGUCACUUAUGGCUAUGAGGCUACAGGCCUUGGUUCAAAGGACAUUGUGGUGUACUCUUUGAGUAAGGAUGGCCAUGUCCUGAACGAACAAUGGAUCACUGGCCCAUGGUGUGCGCCUAUUCACGACUGCGCUAUCACGACAAAUUUCAUCAUACUGAUCCUGUGGCCAUAUGAGGCGGAUAUGGAAGGCAUGAAGCAGGGUGGCUCGCACUGGAUCUGGACAGAGAAAUACCCGCUCACUUUUCUGGUCCUUCCUCGACGAAAAGAUCAACUGCCAAGAGGCUGGCAACCUGGAGAGCACCGCGUGUAUCAAUGGACUCGCCCUGCUUUCCUCAUCCAUGCCGCAUCGGCAUGGGAAGAUGCGGCUGAAAAUAUUUGUCUCGAAACAUCCCGCGUCUACACAAACCUUUUCCCAACUUUUGGUGGCCUCACGCCUGACAAUGACCCAACUGCCGACUUCGUGCGCUGGACAAUCGAUCCACGGCAGCCAAGUCACACUGUCAUACCGGAUCCGGAGGUUGUUCUCGAUCUUCCGUCGGAAUUUCCUCGCACUGAUGAACGACUUCUCGGUAAACAUUAUAAUCUCAUGUUUGUGCCAGUUGUCGCCCCCCUCGAGGAAGACAACGGAAUGCCGUUGCCCUUGGCGCUCAACGGACUUGUCAAGCUUGACAAAAGAACCAAGGAGCGAGUCAUAUUCUUCCCCGGGCCGAAAUGCGUUGUUGAAGAACCGAUAUUUGUCCCGCGAAGUGCCAACAGCCCCGAAGGAGAUGGAUGGGUCAUAGUCAUGAUUCAGCGGGUAGAGAAGCGUCGGAGCGACCUUGUGGUUCUAGACACAACCAACUUUUCGAAACCAGUGGCUAUAGUUGAGCUUCCCCUCUAUGUACGAAACCAGAUUCACGGUAACUGGGUGGAUCAUACGCUCCGCAACGAGGGGACCAUCAAGCCUUUGUGCCGUUCGCAUUGGACUGUUCAAGUUAGCGGGAAAGGCUCUCUGGAGCCUAUGUAG
Molecule: messenger RNA, 1605 nt
Organism: Clonostachys rhizophaga
Lineage: Eukaryota; Fungi; Ascomycota; Sordariomycetes; Hypocreales; Bionectriaceae
Source: the annotation of a GenBank genome assembly